This is a messenger RNA of Rotaria sp. Silwood1, 4284 nucleotides long. NCBI's taxonomy places the organism in Eukaryota, Metazoa, Rotifera, Eurotatoria, Philodinida, Philodinidae. The record is from the annotation of a GenBank genome assembly.
AUGGCAACAAUACCGAAUGCAACAUCAUUACGAAUGCCAAAAAAAACAGUCAAAGAUUUUAAAUUUAUUAAAGAAAUUGGUAAUGGAUCAUAUUCAACUGUUUUUCUUGCUAUUGAUACAGCAACAAAUCGUGAAUUAGCAAUUAAAGCUGUUAGUAAAGAUUUAGUAACAAGAUUAAAAAAAAUUUCUCAAGUCUUUCGAGAAAAAGAUAUUUUAGCACGACUUACUGAUUGUAAUUAUGCAGUUAAACUUUAUUGUACAUUUCAAGAUGACAAAACUCUUUAUUUUGGUCUUACAUAUUGUCCAAAUGGUGAUCUUCUUCAAUAUAUUACAGAUGCUGGUCAUCUUAAUGAAGAAACUGUACGAUUUUAUGCUGCAGAACUUAUUGAAGCACUUGAACAAUUACAAAAACGACAUAUCGUUCAUCGUGAUCUCAAACCAGAAAAUAUACUUUUAACUGAUGAUAUGCAUAUUCAAUUAACUGAUUUUGGUUCAGGUGUAAUUAUUGACAAUAGUGAAUCUCAAUCAGAUCAUAGUAAAAAUGUAGAUGGAGAAAAAAAACUAUUAAAACGAACUAAUUCAUUUGUUGGUACUGCUCAAUUUGUAGCACCAGAAAUACUUAAACGUGGUGCUAUUCAUUUUGGAUCUGAUUUGUGGUCAUUAGGUUGUAUUAUUUAUCAAAUGGCUACAGGUAAACAUUUAUUUCGUGGCCAUCAUGAAUAUGAUAUAUACAAUGCUGUUGUACGUGUUUCUUAUAAAUUAUCAGAUGAUUUUCCUACACUACUUGGUGAUUUAGUUCAAAAACUUGUUCGUCUUGAACCACACGAACGACUUGGUAGUGAAGAAACCGGUGGUAUGAAAAAACUCAAAGAACAUCCAUUCUUUAGUGAAUUUUCUUAUGAUACGAAAUGGGAUCAUUUAUUAAAUCAACGAUCACCACUUGAAGCAAAGCUUAAACUUAGUUCAAGACCACAACUUAGUGAUGAUGAACUUAAAACAAUGUCAUCAGGUUUUGAUGCCCGCGUUGAAGCUCGUUUAAUUGGUUUACGUAUGGCUGCUGAUGGUCCAGAUGAAUUAUCAUCAAUUAUUACUCGUUCAUUGAAUCUUUCGUUAUCAAAUGAUCGAUCAUCUUUACAAGAAACACAUUAUCCAAAUUCAUUGUCGGAUCAAAGUACUAGAUCAUCUUCAUACACUUCUCCGUCCUCAAAUGGUUCUUUUAAUAAUAAUAUUAAUGCACCUGUUACAGCACGAAGAUUACAAUUACCUGAUCAUACUCUAUCAUUAUCAGAACAAGCAUCAAAGAAUAUUUAUCAUAAAUUUGUUCAAAAUAAUCUAAUUAUUAAACAAGGCAUUUUAGAUAAGAAAAAAGGCUUAUUUGCUAGACGACGUAUGUUUCUUAUUACUGAAGGUCCUGCUAUUUUUUAUGUUGAUCCUGAUGCAAUGGAAUUAAAAGGAACUAUAUCAUGGACAGCUGAUUUACGUAUUGAACAGAAAGAUAUGAAAACAUUUCUUAUUCAUGUGCCGGGUCGAACAUAUCAUUUAACUGAUCCAGAUCAAGAUGCGACUACAUGGUGUAAGAGUUUAACAUCAAUUCAUUGCCGAUAUUAUAAUACGGAUCCAAAUCGAAAAUUAUCAACAAUGACAACAUAUUCAUCAGCAUCAUCAUCAUCUGGGCUACAAAUAAUUGCGUUUCCUCAAAUUAAUCUUGAUCUCACCGACUGGACAAAUGAUAAUGAAAGUAAUAUUGUUCUACAACAUGAUUGUCUUCAUGUUGCGGCUUGGAUUGAAGAAGAAAAUGAUCCUUAUCAGAUCAUUUCUUAUUGUAUGAGUGAAUGGCCAUCAAAAUGGAAGUUUCAAAAAAAUAAUCAAGAUCAAAACUUUACUUUUGUUGAGCUCUACAAGUUAAAUAUUACUAGUGAACAAUUAUAUCUUUGGUCGGCACCAAUGGAUGUAGUUGAACAUUAUCAAUUUUAUUUAAAUCUAUUGUUAACUUCAAAUACGUCAUCAUCAUCAAUGGUAACUUAUAUGUUCUAUAAUUGUACGUCACCCAGAUUCGGUCCAUUGUGUCAAUAUUCAUUGGAUGCUUACAAGUAUCAUCAUUUAACUUUAAACGAGAUUAUUCGCGAAUAUUAUCUACACAAAUAUGAACCAACAACAUUGACAUGUUACACUCACUUACAAUGUGAUCGCGGUUCAAUAUUUGCAUGUCUUGAUUGGAGUGAAAUAUGUGAUGGAGUCAUUGAUUGUCGAAAUGGAAUCGAUGAAGAAUCUUGUUGGCAAUUUGAAAUAAAUGAAUGUGAAGAUAAUGAAGUUCGAUGUCUAAAUGGACAAUGCAUAUCUAAGACAUUUUUUCAUGAUGACCCUAAUGGUUUUGAAUGUCUUGAUCGAUCAGACAGAAAGCCAAAAGAUCCAAAAAAACAUUAUUCAAUACAUAUUGAUAUCUAUGAAAAAAUAUCACUCGCAUAUCGAAGAAGUUUUUUAUUAACACUUGAGUUUCCUUUUUUACCUGUACAUCGUGUUGCUGUUCAACUCAACAUUCCACGCACAACUGAUGAUGUGGAAAGUUGUUCAAGUCAACAAUGUGUUCAUGGUCAAUGUAUUAAAUAUUCAGACAAUCCGAAAGGUAUUACUUUUUGUCAAUGUUAUCGAGGAUGGUCUGGACGAUACUGUACCAUCUCUCAUCACUGCACAUGUUCCCCUGACUCAUUAUGUAUUGGUAUCUUAGCGAACAACCGAUCUUUAUGUGUUUGUCCUAUGAAUAAGUGGGGUUCUCGAUGUUUAUUUCGAAGUACAAUAUGUCACUCUAAUCAAAAUACUACAUGUUACAAUGGUGGUCAAUGUAUGCCUACUAAUGAGCAUAUAAUAUCUAACAAGAAAUUUAAAUGUAUCUGUCAAAUAGGUUUCACUGGAGACAGAUGUGAAAUAGCUGAUACUAAAAUCAUUAUAUCAUUUCGUCAAGACAUGAUUUUACCAUCCUCGUUACUGGUUCAUUUCAUUCAAGUGAUAGACGGUGCUCCACCUACACAUGGUAGUACUUUCAAAAUGAUUCCUAUAAAUCAAAAAGAAUUGGUGAUCCAUUGGUCAUACCCAUUUCACAUUGUUUUUAUUCAACUUUUCGAUAAAAACUACUAUUUAAUCACUGUUCAAAAGAGCUACCAUCCAUCAACAACCAUUGUUCGAGAAAUUCAAUCAUCAGAUCGUUGUCCAUAUAUAAAUGAAGUAUUGGAUCAUGCAGCUGUUAAAUUUCAUCUUCUUCGUCGUAUUAAAUAUUACCAUUUACCAUGUGAAAGACAUUUACCACCAGUAUCUUGUUUUUAUGAUGACAAUUAUUUUUGUUUAUGUGACGAUUAUGGGCAACACCGUGUAGCCAACUGUUUUGAAUUUAAUUAUACAAAGAAAUUCGAUUGUUUUGGUCAAAGUAAUUGUGAAAAUGGAGCACAAUGUUUACAAGAUAGAUCUACAUGUCCACAAACAUCGACAUGUGUUUGUCAAACAUGUUUUUAUGGAAGACGUUGCCAAUUUAGUUCACAUGGAUUUGGUCUUUCGCUUGAUGCAAUUUUAGGUUAUCAUAUUCAACCACAUAUUAUCAUCAGACAUCAAACCCUUGUUGUACAAUUAAGUAUAGUAUUGACGAUCAUUAUGACUGUAGCAGGAUUGAUCAAUAGUACUCUAUUGAUGAUUGCAAUUAAUAAUAAAGAACCAUGUAAAAUUGGUUGUGGUAUUUAUCUAAUAAGUACAUCGAUCACUAGUCUAUUUACAAUGCUUAUUACAACUAUUCAUGAUCCUAUUCAUCGACGUUUGAUAGAUGAUGAUAAUGAUGAUGACGAGAAAAGAAUUUGGUGUAUUGUUACUUAUUCAUCCAAUCUUCAAACGUUUAAUACAGUGCUAAAUAUAUUUCAUUUUUUAACCCCAUUUAUUAUUAAUUUGAUUUCGGGUUUAGUCAUUAUUAUAAUGACUACUCGACGGCGAACAGCUGUACGAGCUAAUGAAAGUUUUCGAAAAAUGUUACAAAAACAAUUUCAAGAACACAGUCAUCUACUGAUCACUCCAAUUCUUUUGGUCAUUUUAGCUAUUCCACGUUUGAUCAUUUCUCUUAUUUCACGUUGUAUGAAGUCAAUUAAUGAUCCAUGGUUAUUUUUGAUUGGAUAUUUUAUCUCAUUCAUGCCAUCUGUGCUUACUUUCGUGGUGUUUGUUCUUCCAUCUCAAGUAUACAAACAAGAAUUUUGGAAGGCUUAUGCACGAUAUAAAAAAGUAGUACAAAUACGAUUACAUCUAGUUUCAUAG